Messenger RNA from Fulmarus glacialis (Northern fulmar), 2157 nucleotides. It is a transcript of the gene MAST3, whose product is annotated as microtubule associated serine/threonine kinase 3. The annotation marks the transcript as partial. Gene Ontology annotation, molecular function: ATP binding; protein serine/threonine kinase activity; magnesium ion binding. The transcript has 17 exons. Gene Ontology annotation, biological process: intracellular signal transduction; peptidyl-serine phosphorylation. The record is from RefSeq and is a predicted model, not a curated record. Lineage: Eukaryota; Metazoa; Chordata; Aves; Procellariiformes; Procellariidae.
GGCUGAUGGCAGAAGGUGGUCACUGGCUUCGUUACCCUCCUCUGGCUACGGGACCAACACCCCCAGCUCCACCGUCUCGUCGUCUUCGUCCUCCCAGGAGCGCCUGCACCAGCUGCCGUACCAGCCCACCCCGGACGAGCUGCAUUUCCUUUCUAAGCAUUUCCGCAGUACGGAGAGCGUCAUGGACGAGGAGGGGCGGCACUCGCCCUGCCUGCGCCCGCGAUCCCGGAGCCUCAGCCCUGGACGGACAAAUGGAACGUUUGAUAACGAGGUUGUGAUGAUGAACCAUGUCUACAAGGAGCGGUUCCCCAAGGUAACUGCCCAAAUAGAAGACCGUCUGCAGGACACCAUCACAAACUUCUCUCCAAGCAGCACUCUGCCGCUGGCAGAUGGGGUGCUGGGCUUCAUCCACCACCAGAUCAUCGAGCUGGCCCGCGACUGCCUGGCAAAGUCCCAGGGAGCUCUCAUCACCUCCCGCUACUUCAUGGAGCUGCAGGAAAAACUUGAGAAGAUGCUCCGAGAUGCUCAGGAGCGUUCAGAAAGUGAGGAGGUGAAGUUCAUCGACCAGCUGGUGAGGAAGCUGCUGAUCAUCAUCUCCCGUCCUGCUCGCCUUCUGGAGUGCCUGGAGUUUGACCCAGAGGAGUUUUACCAUCUCCUGGAAGCUGCAGAAGGACACGCCAAAGUUGGCCAGGGAGUAAAAACCGAUAUUCCCCGAUACAUCAUCAGCCAACUGGGGCUCGUCAAGGACCCGCUGGAGGGUAGGGAACCGCUUGGGUUGGCGGCCCCGAGGGCUGCAGCGGGAUGUGGACUCCCACUCAAGCAAAGCGUGUGGCUAAAUCCCUGCGGGAUCUCCGAGUUUGGAGGGAAAGCUGUUGAAAUGGUCCAGCUGGAUCACUUCGACAGCGGGAACACCAUCACACCGGAGAACGAUGACGCCUGUGAGAGCCAGCCUUCAGCCACCGCUCCUCGGAGGAAGCCCUGCGAGGGGGACUUUGAGACCAUCAAGCUGAUCAGCAACGGGGCCUACGGGGCCGUGUACCUGGUGAGGCACAGGGAGACACGGCAGCGCUUCGCCUUGAAGAAAAUCAACAAGCAGAACCUCAUCCUGAGGAACCAGAUCCAGCAGGUGUUCGUGGAGAGGGACAUCCUCACCUUCGCAGAGAACCCCUUCGUGGUCAGCAUGUUCUGCUCCUUCGAGACGAAGCGACACCUCUGCAUGGUGAUGGAGUACGUGGAAGGGGGGGAUUGUGCCACGUUGCUGAAGAACAUGGGCCCACUGCCCGUCGACAUGGCGAAGAUGUACUUCGCCGAGACUGUUCUCGCGCUGGAGUAUCUCCACAACUACGGCAUUGUCCACCGGGACCUCAAACCCGACAAUUUGCUCAUCACCUCCAUGGGCCACAUAAAGCUGACAGACUUCGGUCUGUCGAAGAUCGGCUUGAUGAACAUGACCACCAACCUCUACGAAGGGCAUAUGGAGAAGGACACUCGAGAGUUCAUGGACAAGCAGGUGUGUGGCACUCCGGAGUACAUCGCCCCAGAAGUCAUCCUCAUCCAGGGCUACGGGAAGCCCGUCGACUGGUGGGCCAUGGGCAUCGUUCUCUACGAGUUCCUGGUGGGCUGCGUCCCCUUCUUCGGAGACACCCCCGAGGAGCUCUUCGGGCAGGUCAUCAGCGAUGAAAUUAUGUGGCCGGAAGGGGACGAGGCUCUUCCCGCGGACGCCCAGGACCUGAUCACGCGAUUGCUGAGACAGUGUCCCCUCGAGCGCCUGGGCACCGGGGGUGCGCACGAGGUGAAGCACCAUUCCUUCUUCCUCCACCUGGACUGGAACGGGCUGCUGCGGCAGAAGGCCGAGUUCAUCCCCCAGCUGGAGUCAGAGGACGACACCAGCUACUUCGACACUCGCUCCGAGAGGUACCGCCACUUGGAUUCGGAGGAUGAAGAAACCAACGACGAGGAAUCAUCCGUGGAGAUCGGGCAGUUCUCCUCCUGCUCCCAUCGCUUCAGCAAGGUGUACAGCAGCUCUGAAUUCCUGGCGGCUCACUCCAACCUCAGCCUCUCGUCCUCCGAUCGGAGUCACAGCGAGGACAAAGAGGAGCGAUGGGACAGGCACUCGGGAGACGAGGACAGGAGCCGGCUGGCGGGCACAGAGCCCCG